Myodes glareolus (Bank vole) is the source of this 948-nucleotide messenger RNA. Its product is annotated as vomeronasal type-1 receptor 4-like. Gene Ontology annotation, molecular function: pheromone receptor activity. NCBI's taxonomy places the organism in Eukaryota, Metazoa, Chordata, Mammalia, Rodentia, Cricetidae. Gene Ontology annotation, biological process: G protein-coupled receptor signaling pathway. Gene Ontology annotation, cellular component: membrane. The record is from RefSeq and is a predicted model, not a curated record.
UUAAAUGAAAAAGUGCCAAAUGACAGAAUGGAUUCCAGAAACUUGGUAAUUGGAAUAGUGCUCUUACUUGAGACUGCACUUGGAAUUAUAGGAAACGUAUCUUUUCUUUUCUUCUACCUACUCAUUCACUACAAUGAACACACAUUAAAAACUGUAGACUUAAUUCUUACACAUGUGUUCACAGCCAACUUUUUGAUCAUUCUCUCUAAAGGAGUGCCUCAGAUAAUGAAAACUUUUGGGUGGAAAUGGUUUAUCAAUGAUGUGACAUGCAAGCUUAUUUUAUAUAAUCACAGACUUGGCAGGAUCAUGUCCAUCAGUACUACCUGCCUUUUGAGUGUUUUCCAGGCCAUUACUAUCAGUUCUAUUGACUCCCAUUGGAAAGAUCUUAAAGUCAAAGUACCAAAAUAUGUUCGCUCCUCCAUUUCCCUCUUCUGGAUCCUGUACAUGCUAGCAAACAUAUUUUUCCCCAUGUACAUGUCUAUUAAAGGGAAUAUCAAAAAUAAGACACAACAGAGAGAUUUUGAAUUCUGUCCUGCUCUAGGUCGUGACAAAAUUGUAGACUCCCUGUAUGCAGCAUUUUGGGUAUUCCCUGAAGUCUUAUUUUCUAUGCUUAUGGUAUGUUCUAGCAUUUCCAUGAUGGUCAUGAUUUAUCGACACAAAAGGAGGGUUCAACACAUCCUCAGCCCUCAUGCCUCCCCCAGAAUCUCCCUUGAAUCCAGAGCCACACAGACCAUUUUCAUCUUGGUUUGCACCUUUCUAGCUUUUUAUACCCUCUCUUCCAUUUUACAAGGCUACAUUGCUCUUUCUCAGAAUCCCAAUUGGUGGCUAAUGAAUAUCACAGCUAUCAUUUCUAUGUGCUUUCCUACUUUAAGCCCCUUUUUAAUGAGUCAUGAUUCUAUUAUUCCCAGACUUUGCUUUUUCUGUGUAAGGAAUACAAAAAGGAAAUAA